Messenger RNA from Sapajus apella (tufted capuchin), 2545 nucleotides. RefSeq names its product serine/threonine kinase 33 (gene STK33). The record is from RefSeq and is a predicted model, not a curated record. The coding region runs from base 365 to 1909 and encodes 514 amino acids. The transcript has 13 exons. Gene Ontology annotation, biological process: mitotic DNA damage checkpoint signaling; protein phosphorylation. Gene Ontology annotation, cellular component: cytoplasm; nucleus. NCBI's taxonomy places the organism in Eukaryota, Metazoa, Chordata, Mammalia, Primates, Cebidae. Gene Ontology annotation, molecular function: ATP binding; protein serine/threonine kinase activity.
GCCGGCACCUCCGGGCCAGCCCCGCAGCUGGGAAAAGGGGCUUUGCACCCGCCGGCGCUCUUUGUCCCCGCGCGGCCCCCGUCCACGCCCUGCGGCUGCUCUGCGGGCCGAAAAGUUUCUCCAGGUGCAGAAUUCCGGGCUCGGCUACAACUUGCGCGAAGUGUGCGCACCUGUCGGAGGCCCGCCAGCCCGCCCGGGCCGCGCUCUCAUGUGUGAAUCUGUGUCUGGUGCAUCCUUAACCUAAGGACUCCACCAGUUCGAAGUUACAGUUUUCACCAUCAACUACCUUAUCCUUUUUGGUCUGGUUUUCUUCCUCAAACAGUGGAAACAUUUUUAAAGUUGCUUUUGUUGCAGAGUUAAACAAAUGGCUGAUAGUGGCUUAGAUAAAAAAUCCGCAAAAUGCCCUGACUGUUCAUCUGCAUCUCAGGAAGAUGUACUUAGUGUAUGUUCCAGCAAAACAAGCGUUCCUUCAAUUUUGGUGGUGGAAAUGUCACAGACAUCAAGCGUUGGUAGUACAGAAUCUUUAAUUUCACUGGAGAGAAAAAAAGAAAAAAAUAUCAACAGAGACAUAACCUCUGGGAAAGAUUUGCUCUCAAGAACCUCAAAUGUAGAGAGAAAAGCAUCUCAACAACAUUGGGGUCGGGGCAACUUUACAGAAGGAAAAGUUCCUCACAUAAGGAUUGACAAUGGAGCUGCUAUUGAGGAAAUCUAUACCUUUGGAAGAAUAUUGGGAAAAGGGAGCUUUGGAAUGGUCAUCGAAGCUACAGACAAGGAAACAGAAACAAAGUGGGCAAUUAAAAAAGUGAACAAAGAAAAGGCUGGAAGCUCUGCUGUGAAGUUACUUGAACGAGAGGUGAACAUUCUGAAAAGUGUAAAACAUGAACACAUCAUACAUCUGGAACAAGUAUUUGAAACACCAAAGAAAAUGUACCUUGUGAUGGAGCUUUGUGAGGAUGGAGAACUCAAAGAAAUUCUGGAUAGGAAAGGGCAUUUCUCAGAGAAUGAGACAAGGUGGAUCAUUCAAAGUCUCGCAUCAGCUAUAGCGUAUCUUCACAAUAAUGAUAUUGUACAUAGAGAUUUGAAACUGGAAAACAUAUUGGUUAAAAGCAGCCUUGUUGAUGAUAACAAUGAAAUAAACUUGAACAUAAAGGUGACUGAUUUUGGUUUAGCGGUGAAGAAGCAAAGUAGGAGUGAAGCCAUGCUGCAGGCCACAUGUGGGACUCCCAUCUAUAUGGCCCCUGAAGUUAUCAAUGCCCACGACUAUAGCCAGCAGUGUGACAUUUGGAGCAUAGGCGUCAUAAUGUAUAUGUUAUUAUGUGGAGAACCACCCUUUUUGGCAAGCUCAGAAGAGAAGCUUUUUGAGUUAAUAAGAAAAGGAGAACUACAUUUUGAAAAUCCAGUCUGGAAUUCCAUAAGUGAUAGUGCUAAAAGUGUUUUGAAACAACUUAUGAAAGUAGAUCCUGCUCACAGAAUCACAGCUAAGGAACUACUAGAUAACCAGUGGUUAACAGGCAAUACACUUUCUUUGGUGAGACCAACCAAUGUAUUAGAGAUGAUGAAAGAAUGGAAAAAUAACCCGGAAAGUGAUGAGGAAAACACAACAAAAGAGAAGAAUAAUCCGUCCACUAAAAAAAAGUUGAAAAGUUACCAACGCUGGGGAAAUGUUCGUGAUGCCAAUUAUAUUUCAGAUGAAGAGGAGGAAAAACAGUCUACUGCGUAUGAAAAGCAAUUUCCUGCGACCAGUAAGGACAACUUUGACAUGUGCUGUUCAAGUUUCACCUCUAGCAAACUCCUUCCAGCUGAACUCAAGGAAGAACUGGAGAAAACCCCUGUAACUCCAAGCCAAGGAACAGCAACCAAGUACACUGCUAAAUCCACGAUCCUGUCUAGAUCCCAAAAGAAACUCUAAGGUUCCCUCCAGUGCUGGACAGCACAAAAACAAACUGCUCUUGUUAGCACUUUGAUGAGGGGUAGGAGGGGAAGAGGACAGCCCUGUGCCGAGCUUGUAGCCUUUUAGCACUGCAGAGCCCUGCCAUGUGUUUGCACCAGCUUAAAAUUGAAGCUAGUUAUUGCCAAAGCAGCGUAAGCUGCAUGUGGCAUUAAAGGACAGCCACCAGUGGGCUUGGCAGUGGGCUGUAGCUGAAAUCAACUCAAGAUGUAUGCAAAUGUUUUAUAGGAGGGCAGAUAUCCUCAAUUCAAGACUCUGGGCACACUUGCUCACUUUUACUUCAAAUUCUUAUGUUUAGGCGCAGUUAUUUAUAGGGGAAAACGAGAGGCCAAAUAUGGUAAUGGAGGUUCCAAAUAAUUAUGUGCACUUUGCACUAGAAGAGUUUGUUAGAAAAUACUAAUAAACUUGCCAUAGGUAUUCCAGCAGAAGUGCUUCAGUCAUUCACCUGUGUUUGUGAGAUUUUAGGUUGCUAUAGAUUGUUUAAGACAACUUACUUUAAACGUAAAAAAUAGGAGAUUUUGUAACUGCUUGCCAUUAACUUGCUGCUAAAUUCCCAAAGUAUUGAUUGAAUCAAUAAAAAACAGAUGUUACUCAGCA